This is a messenger RNA of Marchantia polymorpha subsp. ruderalis, 1768 nucleotides long. Lineage: Eukaryota; Viridiplantae; Streptophyta; Marchantiopsida; Marchantiales; Marchantiaceae. The record is from the annotation of a GenBank genome assembly.
CAGGAACUGGACCGACAAGAGAGGAAACUUGGCGCAGAACAUGUGGCAGGGAGUUGGAAAAAGCUCGUACAAAGCUACAAAGGCAGGCUUCGAAGGGAAGGGUGCGGAGAGCGAGCUUUUGGGCCAGAGUGUGAAAUCGAUCCAAUCGAGAGAGCAUUAAUCCAGAGUUGUAAACCUGGUUCAAGACCGAGAAGAAGAGAAGAUCAGAAAUGUUGAGGACGGCCAUCAACAAGAGCAGAUUGGUGGGCGCCAGAGGCAUCUGGGCUCAAGGAAGGCAAUUGCAAGCUUUCAGCUCCUCUGCAACUCAUUUGGAUUUGGAUGGCGAGAUUUCGCUGCAAGCAGCACGUACUUGGGAUGAGGGCGUCAAGUCCAAGUUUGCUACCACUCCUCUGAAGGACAUCUUCAAGAACAAGAAAGUGGUGAUAUUUGGGCUUCCUGGAGCAUACACUGGAGUCUGUACAACUCAACAUGUACCCAGCUACAUCAACAAUGCAGAAAAGUUGAAAGCAAAGGGUGUUGACACAAUAAUCUGUGUAGCAGUUAAUGAUCCAUAUGUCAUGAAUGGGUGGGCCGAGAAGCUCAAUGCGAAGGAUAAGUUGGAUUUCUUCGGGGACUUCGAUGGAAGUUUCCACAAAAGUCUCGGCCUCGAUUUCAACUUGUCGUUUGCCUUGUUGGGUCAUCGAUCUCAAAGGUGGGCCGCGUUCGUCGAUGAUGGAAAGAUCAAAGUGCUCAAUGUGGAGACUGCGCCGUCCGAAUUCAAGGUGUCAGACGCGGAAACAAUUUUGAAGAGCAUUUAGAAACGAGGUGAUGAUUGAUCUGUAGAAACACUGUAAUCCUUGACACCGUGCUCGUCUAGCAGUGUCAAUAUAUAUGCCUAUUAUCAAAAGAUUCGGGUUUUAGCAUCUCGACUCGUAUCAGUUUUAGCAUCUCGACUCGCUAUCUGCAGUGGUUGCUAUUGGUGGGCAGAGUAUGGGAUGCAUGUGAGCAUGUGUGGACUUGUGCCCAAGUAGACAGGACAUGAGCUCCAAUAACUCAACGAAGGCUGGAAAGACAUCAGAAUGAACACCAAGCGAAACUGUGCUCCGAUUGAUCGGAACUCAAAUAUAUCCUAUGGAAGGUGCACAAUCAUCUGCUCUUGUUCGAAGCAACCGUAGUACGAGCAGAAAGGUCCGCACAAGUGCUAGCUACAAAAGCGUGAAGAGAGCAUGAGCACAUAUUGCUCACAUGUAUACGCACAUGUAUGUCGACAUGAUAUUAUCCUCGAAAGCGAGAGGGCACUUAAUCAAGGUCCACAAAUCUUGCCGGCACGAGUGUGAUCUUCAAUGAACUACCCCAUCCCUGCCCACAUACAAUAUGGUCGUGGGGUCACUGUCCUGCACGUGUACGCCCUGCUUUCGUCACGUGCGCGCAUCUCUUUCCGUUCGUGACCUAGCCCGGGUGUGGAAUCUUCCUCGAAAGUGAAAGUCAAAUGGACGAUGCCUUCCAGAACACAUGGAAGAAACGCAAGCUCGGGCUUAGAGCAGGAACAUCGGCGCUAUCCCUUCACGAAAAGCUAGUUCCUCGACCGAUUGACUGAUUGUGUUAAUCUGUACCAGCUAGCUGUGACUUGUUGUGUAAAUCUGACGGGGAGGAACUUCCGAAGCAGAGUUGCGGACGAAUCAAGCUGCUUGCUACUGAACUUGGUCUCGUUGAGGUGCAGCCACAGGCCGAAGGCCAAAUCUAGCCGAUCAGAUGCGCCGCAUUGUUCCGUUAACUCGUGGUUCCAACA